AUGGCCACCGCAUACUGCUUCCUCUCCCUGUUUCUCCUAUCCACUUGGGUGGUUCUGCUGCUGCAGCCCCUGCAGGGUGCCUGGGGAGCCCCAUUGGAGCCAGUGUACCCAGGGGACUAUGCUACACCAGAGCAGAUGGCCCAAUAUGCAACUCAGCUCCGCAGAUACAUCAAUACGCAAACCAGGCCUAGGUAUGGGAAGAGGGAAGAGGCGAACACAGCUGGACUUCCUGGGAUGCAGCUUCCCCUGUGCUCCAGCCCGCUGGUUGGCUUGACUCCCUGUUCAGCUCCCUGGAGCUAA
This is a messenger RNA of Chionomys nivalis (European snow vole), 300 nucleotides long. RefSeq names its product pancreatic polypeptide (gene Ppy). Gene Ontology annotation, biological process: feeding behavior; neuropeptide signaling pathway. Bases 1 to 300 code for a protein of 99 amino acids. The record is from RefSeq and is a predicted model, not a curated record. The transcript has 2 exons. Gene Ontology annotation, molecular function: neuropeptide hormone activity; neuropeptide Y receptor binding. NCBI's taxonomy places the organism in Eukaryota, Metazoa, Chordata, Mammalia, Rodentia, Cricetidae. Gene Ontology annotation, cellular component: extracellular region.